AUGUCCCUAGUACCCAUCAUCGCUGCAGUCUUUGUUCUCUUGGUAUUCACCCUCAAACUCCCGUCUCCCAAUACCCCUGUUUGGGCAGGUCUGAAAGCCAUCGACUGGCCCGGCAGCUUCCUCAUCAUAGGAGGAACUUUGAUGUUGUUGCUCGGUCUUUAUCUUGGCGGCGUGUACGAGCCCUGGAACUCUGCAACAGUGGUCUCUCUCAUAGUGUCUGGUGUGGCCACUGGUGCGUUGUUCAUAUGGAACGAGUGGAAGUUGGCAGAGUUUCCUGUUCUACCAGUACACCUCUUCAAGACCUCUUCAUCCUCUUCAGCAUACGCCGUCACAUUCUUCCAUGCGUUUGUGUUCCUUGGUGUCGCCUAUUACCUACCGUUAUACUUUCAAGCAGUUCUUCUAGCGAGCCCACUGCGCUCGGGUGUAUUACUUCUUCCUUUCAUCUUGCCCAUCUCAAUUUCUGCUGCUCUUACUGGAGCCUACAUCCAGUUCAGUGGCAAGUAUCUUAUUGUUUCCCGUGUUGGGUUGAUGAUCAUGACACUGGGAAUGGGCCUGAUGAUCAGCUUGGACAUUGAGAUGAACUGGGCAAAAUUGAUCUCCUUCCAGAUAUUGACAGGAAUUGGGGUUGGCUUGAACUUUGAAGGCCCGUUGUUAUCUGUUCAAGCUGUUGUGCCGCACAAGGAUGUUGCGGCCGCGACCACAGCCAUGGGUUUUGUUCGAACACUGGCCUCGGGGAUAUCUGUUGUCAUUGGUGGGAUACUGUUCCAGAACGAAAUGAAGAGUGAAUACCAGACUCUUGAAGAUAGUCUAGGUCCCGACCUUGCUAGGUUGUUCAAGGGCGCAUCUGCAUCUGCGAGUGUCGAUCUGAUCAUGACCUUACCGACAGAGUCGCAGCUCGUCGUGAGGACAGCGUUCUUCAAUGCUCUUGACAAGAUGUGGAUAAUGUAUACUGUAUUCUCUGGCGUUGGCUUGUUACUAAGUUUCCUUAUGAAGGCGCAUCAUCUCAGCAAAGAUCAUCAGGAAGCGCACUUGGGCAUUAUCAAUGUAGCGGCGGAACCGAACCAAGCAGACGAGGUUGACCUUUCGACAGGCACCAGCGAGAGUCAGGAAAUGAGACGUAUCACUCCUAGACCUUGA
This is a messenger RNA of Fusarium musae, 1137 nucleotides long. RefSeq lists its product as uncharacterized. The transcript has 2 exons. The record is from RefSeq and is a predicted model, not a curated record. Gene Ontology annotation, molecular function: transmembrane transporter activity. The coding region runs from base 1 to 1137 and encodes 378 amino acids. Gene Ontology annotation, biological process: transmembrane transport. Lineage: Eukaryota; Fungi; Ascomycota; Sordariomycetes; Hypocreales; Nectriaceae.